AGUUAGUUAUAUUUUCCGUGUUUCUGUCAGCACAGCACAGGGCGAGCCAAAUCCACCAGUUUAUUUGUGGUUUGUUUCGUCAACAAACUAGUGUGACCGAAACUGGUCAUUUCAACCGCUUAGUAAAUAUUUUUCGGGCCUUCAAUUUCUCACCUGGAAGUGUCCUGACUGACCUGAGACUGCCAGAAUGAAUGACAAGGAUUACUCGCCGCUGAGUGCUGCCUGCGUGAGAGCUCUGCAGGACAAACUCUACGAAAAAAGAAAAGCGGCCGCUGUGGAAAUUGAAAAGAUGGUCCGUGACUUCAACGUUAGCAAUAAUUCCAUGCAAAUAAAGAAAUUGCUGAAAAUACUGGGACAAGAUUUUGCUCUCUCUCAAAAUCCACACUUCAGAAAGGGAGGACACAUAGGCCUCGCUGCAGUUGCUAUCAGAUUGGGACCGGACUGUGCCCAAUACGUGCCAGAACUGAUUGAACCCUUACUGGCGUCAUUUACUGUGAACGACUCGAGGGUUCGUUAUUAUGCUUGUGAGGCUCUGCACAAUGUCGCCAAGGUUGCUCGUCAUGAAAUCCUGCCAAGUUUCCCUCAAAUAUUCAACGCACUUUGUGGUCUUGUUGCGGACCCUGACUUGAACGUGAGAAAUGCGGCUGAGUUGCUCGACAGAAUUUUAAAGGACAUUGUCACAGAAAGCCAAACAUUCGACUUAACCAUCCUGAUUCCUCUGCUGGGCGAACGGAUCUACACAAAGAGCAAUUUUUCUAGAGAAUACAUUUUGUCGUGGGUGUCGCUGCUGCAUCAACUGCCCAAAUUAGACCUCAUAAUUUACCUUCCGGAACUGCUGGAUGGUCUGUUUAAAAUCCUGGAAGACCCUGCUCCAGAGAUUCAACAGAGAUGUGACAACGUUUUAGCCCAGUUUCUAAGAACCAUUAAAAAGAAUCCAUCUCAAGUCGACUUCCAGAAAAUGAUAAAUGUGCUCAUUGUUCACGCUCAAUCAGUCUACCAGUCUUUACAACUCACUGCGAUAACAUGGGUGAAAGAGUUUGUUCAGCUUUCGGGGCCAGGAAUGCUGCCUUACACGUCCAGUAUUUUGACGGCUGUCCUCCCCUGCCACUCGUACGAGAACGAAGAGCGGAAAAGCUCUUCAAGUCGUUAUAAGAGAAAAUUUGCUUCUCUUUCCCUAGAUAUUAGAGAGACGGCGAAGGCAGUCAGUUUCAGUCUUCUGCGGCUAGUUUCCCAGCAGGCUGAAAACCCAACCGACGAUUUAAGCUGUCAACUCGACACGGACAGCGUCAUCGAGGUUCUGGUGCGCAGUGUGGGACAGGGAUCGGCCACCCCCAGCAAGGUCGCGUCCUUGACAUGGCUGCUCCAUUUGAAUAGGAAAAUGCCCGAUCAGGUAAGCAAAAAACUGCAAGAGUCGUCAAACGCGUUGGUCGGCGCUCUGUCGGACCCAUCAGACGAGGUUGUGUGUCACACCCUGGCAGUGCUCUCGUCACUGUCAGACAAUGCUAGUCCUGGAGGGCCUGAAUUCUUCCCUCAGUUCUUGGGUGCCCUUCUCCAGCACUUCCACUCCGAGAGAAAUGUUCUGGAGGAAAGGGGCCCCUUCAUUUUACAACAACUGUGUGUUCUCCUCAACGCAGAGUCAAUUUACCGCAGUUUGUCACAAAUCCUGAAAGGCGAGGAAGAUCUGCAGUUCGCACGCAAGAUGGUUGACUGCCUGCACGAAAUCCUGCUCACCUCCAGCGAUCUGGCGCAUCUGCGGAAGGACCUGCAGCUGCUCAAGACUGCCGAGAGCGCCUCUCUUUUCGUCUGCCUCUACAAGACUUGGUGCCACAAUCCCGUGGCCACGGUAUCGCUCUGCCUCCUGACCCAGUGCUACGCGCACGCAAGCACACUAAUCAAGUCAUUUGGGGAUUUGGAGGUGACAGUAGAAUUUCUGGUCGAGCUGGACAAGCUCAUUCAAUUGAUUGAAUCUCCGAUAUUUUCAAAUAUGCGUCUUCAACUACUUGAGAGCCCCCAACCACUGGUGCAGUCCCUUUAUGGUAUUUUGAUGUUGAUGCCACAAACAGAUGCGUUUCACACUCUGCGGCGGAGACUCAAUUGCAUUCCAAAGAUUGGAGAAUCCAAAACUUCUCCGUGGAAGGAAACCCGCAGUGAAGUCAAUAAAAUCAACUUUGCAGAGCUUCUUUCGCAUUUCCAAGAUGUGCAACAGCGCCAUUCUGCUCAGAGACAGAAAGGGAAGAAAAGCAAUAUCUUGUCAGCUGGACAGAGUGUGGAUAUUGAGUGAUUGGUUGUUAUUUAUUUUGAGUUCAUAUUUUUGUAAAGUCUAUUAUUUUAAAUUUUAAAUCAUUCCUAAUAAAUGAAAUUAAAAUUGGAUAA
Molecule: messenger RNA, 2373 nt
Organism: Cloeon dipterum
Lineage: Eukaryota; Metazoa; Arthropoda; Insecta; Ephemeroptera; Baetidae
Product: protein VAC14 homolog
Exons: 13
Coding region: 188-2281 (697 amino acids)
Biological process (GO): phosphatidylinositol biosynthetic process
Cellular component (GO): endosome membrane; PAS complex
Source: RefSeq, a predicted model, not a curated record